CAUCCGGUUCUCAUCCCCAGGCUUCGGAACUCGGAAGCCAUACCAUACACACACCUCAGCCCCCCACAUAUACAAGAAGACCGAUGACUGGAGUCGCCGGAGUUCCGUCGCCGGCGAUCAAAGUAGCAGCACUUUGUGGCUCGCUGCGGAAAGGUUCAUUCCACCGAGGCCUUAUUCGUUCUGCAAUCGAGCUGAGCAAAGGAGACAUUGAAGGCAUGGAAAUCGAGUACAUCGAUAUUUCUCCCCUUCCUAUGCUCAACACUGAUCUUGAGAGUGACGGAACUUAUCCCCCUGAGGUGGAAGCUUUUCGCCGCAAGAUUCUCGCCGCCGAUAGUGUUCUUUUCGCUUCGCCGGAGUAUAAUUACUCUCUCACAGCUCCACUGAAGAAUGCAAUUGACUGGGCAUCAAGACCACCAAAUGUGUGGGCAGGCAAAGCCGCGGCCAUCGUAAGCACAGGAGGAAGUAGUGGAGGAGCAAAAGCGCAGUAUCAUCUUCGCCAAGUGGGAGUGUUCAUUGAUCUUCAUUUCAUAAACAAGCCUGAGUUCUUCCUCAGUGCUUUCCAGCCUCCUGCAAAGUUCAAUGCUGAUGGCGAUCUGAUUGAUGAAGAAGCCAAAAUUAAGCUCAAGAAGCUUCUUCUUUCUCUGCAGGAAUUUACUCUAAGACUUCAAGGCAAAGCCUGAUCAGCUUGAACCCUCGCAAAUACUGAAGAUUAUAGAAUCAUAAGGUGUGGAUUUCAGAUUCUCCAUCACAUUAUUGUUUGUAUUUUUGGAAUUUUUCCCUUAUAUUGCUUUGUAAUUUUUGUCCGAGGUUUAUUAUUUGACAUGAUGAGUGAAAUGAUUCUGUUGCUAAAAUUAAAAAUAAAAAAGUUUCUGUUGAAUAAUACUGAUCGAUUAACAUA
Molecule: messenger RNA, 898 nt
Organism: Neltuma alba
Lineage: Eukaryota; Viridiplantae; Streptophyta; Magnoliopsida; Fabales; Fabaceae
Product: NADPH:quinone oxidoreductase
Exons: 3
Coding region: 84-680 (198 amino acids)
Cellular component (GO): cytosol
Molecular function (GO): oxidoreductase activity; FMN binding
Source: RefSeq, a predicted model, not a curated record